Molecule: messenger RNA, 1103 nt
Organism: Rhodamnia argentea
Lineage: Eukaryota; Viridiplantae; Streptophyta; Magnoliopsida; Myrtales; Myrtaceae
Exons: 5
Coding region: 375-1007 (210 amino acids)
Source: RefSeq, a predicted model, not a curated record
CUUGAACUUGGUCCCUCUUUGUUUCUUGUUUGCAACUCUUCGGCUCUCAACUUUACUUUCUCUGCGGUUCCAGGAAUCUUAUGCGCACAUCUAUAUGCUAUUAUUGGGAAUGUUAGUAUCUUGUUCUUACCUUCCUAUGUAAACCAAGUGCAUUUUUGGGAAUGCACACUCUAAGGUUGCUUUGCAGUUGGUAUGGAAUCCUUUUGAGUUUGCUUGUUUGGCAAGUGAGUAUUCAAGAGUUUGUGAACAUUGUAGAUCUAUUUCUAACAAGAAUCUGUUGACCCUUCAUAGUUUCCAUUCUUUACUUGAAAUCUUGUGUGUUUGGUUGCCCUAUCUGGGAGUCCUUUUUCGUUUCACAGGAUUUUGUGAGAUCGAUGCAUCCUAGAAAUAAAUGCUGUUCGUUUUCUCUGUUGGAUAGAUGCCUUGGAAAGAGAAGUAGCUGCUAUUUUUUAGGAGCCUGUUGUCGUAGUGUUGCACUUUACAUCAUGGAGAAGUUUAGGGAAAAGUUCAAGGCACUUUUCAAUAGCAGAGGCUGUCUUGGAUGCUUUACUAAACCUCCAUUAGGCAUCUCUGUGAAUGAUCCUUCAAAGGGACAGCAAAUUCAAGGCCAAGCAGUGAAGAAACAAUUCAUCGUGGACGACUACUGGAGCACCAGCCCUUGUGAAAUGGAUAACAGUGUUGCACCUUCUCCAAGAAGUCUGUCCUCCAUCAGCACCUCGAACCAGACCCUUGAUCCUCCUCAUAGUGGUGAUGGGGAACCAAGCAACCCAUCUGAGUUUGUAAAUCACGGCCUUCUUCUGUGGAACCAGACAAGGCAGCAAUGGACUGCAAAUAAGGGAACUCAGAAUCGCACACAAGUUCGUGAACCUAAAAUCAGCUGGAAUGCGACUUACGAGAGCCUACUCGGGACCAGCAAGCCUUUCCCACAGCCCAUUCCACUUGCAGAAAUGACAGAUUUUCUCGUCAACGUCUGGGAGCAGGAGGAGCAGGAGGGCUUGUACGAUUGAUGGCUUAGCGAUAUCGGUAAUGUGAGCAUUCGCACGCUGCUUGAGAAUUGUUUUUUGCGAAACCGCAUUUGAUUGUGUUGCGCAUUUGACUCGACU